This is a messenger RNA of Mya arenaria, 4933 nucleotides long. RefSeq names its product tetraspanin-36-like. The record is from RefSeq and is a predicted model, not a curated record. The coding region runs from base 103 to 1026 and encodes 307 amino acids. The transcript has 8 exons. Gene Ontology annotation, cellular component: membrane. Lineage: Eukaryota; Metazoa; Mollusca; Bivalvia; Myida; Myidae.
CUUGCGGCAACGGAAGCAAAUCGAUUGUCUCGAAAAUUCAUUGUUUUGUAAAUAAAAAUUUCAUUGGAAAUGAGUCAUAUGCAAUAAUAUUCCUUGUCUACAAUGGCUUCAUCAAAACUGUGUUUUUGCUUUCGCGUUCUCACCAUCAUAACAGCCUGUUUGCUAUGGUUGAUAGGCGUUGCCAUCCUAGGACUUUCGAUAUAUCUUCGUGUGGAUUACUGGAUCAACCAGUAUGUUUUGGCAGAUGAUGCCCUACAGGCAUACACAACAUCUGUGUAUGUGUUUAUUGGCGUGGGAGUCCUCAUCUUCAUCUUCACCAUAGUGGGCAUCUUUGCUGCAGCUAGGCCUGACAAGAUGGCUCUCAUUGUGUACCUAGGAUUUCUACCAUUGUUGCUGGCUGGGAUGCUGUCUGGAGGUGUGCUGGCUUACGUCUACAGGGAGGAGAUAGAGAACACAGUGAAGAACUCUGACCUGCUGCCCACACUUAUCAAGGAAAAGUACAGUGUAGUGUCACGUGUCACACACUCCAUUGACUACAUGCAGAAAGAGUUGGUGUGUUGUGGAGGCUACUCAUACACAGACUAUGUGGAGUCGGUGUGGGCCAACGACUACCAGUCAGAGAAGCCUGGCGAGCGCAAGGACAUGGCACCACUCACCUGCUGUGCAGACUACAAGCGAUAUGAGGACAUCUCAUACUCUGAAUACAAGUACUGCCGAAUGUACGUAAGUGAUCCUGAGGAGACAGCAAACCAGCUACAAACACCCAACCCAAACAUUAAUAAAAAGGGUUGUGGUCAGGCAUUUGUAGACUUUAUCCAAGAGAACAUCACCUAUCCAGCAAUCAUUGCCUUCGUCAUAGUUGGACUUCAGAUCCUGUGUAUAGUAUUUACGGCGCUGACACUGUAUCACUUAAAAAAGAGUCCAGAGCCACGGGAGGAUGACGUCGUGUAUGAGAUGGCCCGCACGCAGGAGAAAUCCCCGUACCCCGCCCGUGGUGGACCAUACGCCAACCUCUACCAGUCUUGAACAUUGCCUUCCAAGGGACCAAAACCACUUAUUAUCCACCUACCAGAUAUUAGACCAAAUCAGUUGGUUAAGCCAUUCUUGUUUCGACCAGAUUGUGCUUACCAAUAUAUUUUGCAGAGCUUAAAAUUGUUUUCUGUUGAAUGGACACAUAAUUAACUUUUCUUGGUUAAUCUUGGUUUAGCCUGACACCUUUGGUUAUUUUUGUUUUCUCUCAGGUCUUAAUCCUAUAUAUCUUCAUAAUUAUUUUGUUGUUCUGGUUAAGGACACGUUUUCAUCCAGAAAUGGAGUGGGUUUUUUUAAAUACUGAAUAUUUUCAAAUGAAUUCUCACAGGGAAAAAGGAACAUGUAUUUUUAAAGCAAUUUGAUAAGAUUUAUAGUGAAUGAUUAUUUUAAGAACCACAUUCAAUGAAAUGAAAGUAUACUGUACCAAAUAAUUGUCCACUUUAGAAAAUUGUUAUUAUUUAAAAAUAGUUCAAAAAAUUGUUCCUGACAUUUUAAUAUUGCAUUUUUUUCCUUUCUAUAUUAUUGAAUAUAUUGCUCUGUUUAAAAGAGUAUUUUGGGGUGAAAUAUUUCAGCACUAUUGAGUAGUAAAAAAUCGAUAUUCCCUCCGCUGGAAGAAACAUGGCACAACCUUGUGCAUUUUCAAUAUUGGUGAUAUAUAAAAUGCCACAGCAGAAAAUAUUAAGUUUUCAUAUUUUGAAGCUACUAUUUUGAAGAACACAAAACCAUAAUAUGUAAGAAAAGCAAUGAUAAUUGAAUUGCUAAACAAGGUGGGCAAUUAAUUGGUACUGGCGAUAAAAUGGGUCCUUACCAGAAAUUAGUUGCAAGUAGUGUCAGCGAAUUCUUAGAAAAGUCAGUUCAAUGUCUUUUGAUAUUAAAUUGAAAAUCAAAUCAGAACGAUCUACCAAAAAGAUCUUCCAUUGAUAUCACUUGCUCAUGUCAUUUCUCAUUCUGUUAACAGAAUAUACACAGAGUUUUUAGCAUAAUAGUUAAAAUUGGAAAUGAAACGGAACAGAAUUUCAAGCAGUUUCUGAAAAUGACUUUUAAUCAUAUUUCUUGGACCAACUCAUGUUCAUUUCAUUGGACACAUACAGAAAAUGUGUUAGUUAUUUAAGAGGAGUAUUCUAUCAGUUAAACAGGCCCCAAUUUCUCGAAACAUCAUAAGUCCUCGCUAACAGGAUCAAGCUCAACACAUAAUUCUUGAUUUGGUAUAUUUUUUUUAUUUCUUUCUUUUGAAGAUGUUUGAGGCUUUUAAUGAAAAUCGUAUUUGAGAUAAAUAAGAUAAACAACCUUUUGUUUUUCUUAGAAUCAUAUUUAGGUAAGUAAUUUUGCUAAAUGAAAUAAGAUACUCAAGUAUUAAGAAUUUUUGAGAAAUUGGGGCCAGCUGUAAAUUUGCGUAUAUGUUGAGGUCCACCUUACAUCAACAUGCAUUUUUCACUUUUUUGAAUCAUGCCAACAUUUAAUGUUGAUAUUGUAUUUAUGUCGAAAUUCUGUCAUCAUAGGAAUCAUUUAUUAGAAUAUGUGAACAAAACCUUCUAUUAGUCUGGAACAUAGAGAUUACCAUGUAAUGAUAUCAUCUAUAAGUCUGGAACAUGGAGAUUACGGUGUAAUGAUGUCCUCUGAAUGAUCAGUGUCCCAUUAUGUGCAAUUCUAUUUUUUGAUACGCAUCAUACUGUAGUGUAUUUAGAUCACUUUCAUUCUCAACUGAUCCUCGCCACUCGUAGUACAAAAGUGCAUUUAGUGUGUUACCUAUUUUCUUCUCAACUUAUCUCUUUUCUUAGUCCCAUCAAUUACAUACAUGUAAGCAAUACAAAUAGUUACGAGUUGAACCUUUUGAAAAGGAGCUAUUUAUCUAACGGUGUGUCAGUUUUCCCUGUCAUUGUAUUCAUUCAUUGUUUUCGUACAUACAUUGUAACUAAUCAUGUAUUCAUUUCGUUGUCAUUUUGAACAUAUGUUAGGUAUUCAUUGGUUGUAAAUUUUGAAAGUUUAGUCUAAAGUAAGACGUCAUAGAUUUUUAGUAUGUACAGUUUAUGUACAGUUUAUGCUUGUUGUAGAGAAAGUGAUAUUGUUUACAUGCAUUUAAAGAUUAACUUGAUGUCUGCAAAGCUUUGUACAUGAUGUCCUCAAAGCUGAGAUGUGCAUGCUGCUUUAAUUUUGUACAUGAUAUCUGCAAAACAAGACCCUAGAAAAUGUUUUUAGUUAUAAAGAUUGAGUUAUUUCAGUUUUGUUUAGUUUUAAUUUGGAUGUGUUUUUUAAGAAAGAAGUCAAGUUACCAUCUUAGUGCUUGUGUUGUGUUUUAGCAGUAUAGUCAUGAACAAACUUUACUUUUUGCCAUAGCAAGAACACUUUUUAAAAAAAUAAAAAUUAAACUUAGCAUACAUGCUAUUGUUAACAAAUACAUUAUUAGUUUAUGUAUGAUAACUGUUCCGUUUAAAAUGACUUGAACCGAUACUUGUUCAUGGAGGAAACAUGUUUGGUUGCCAAAGUGUUUAACAUGUAUUAAUAAUAACACUUCAAACCUGAAACGAUCACGAUGUAACAAACAGGUAAAUUAAUAUAUAAAUAUUUGAUUGGUUGUGUUUGUUUUCAGUAUUGACUCUUGAUUGUAUUUGAUGAGUUAUUUAUAGAUGUGAUUAACACCAUUUACACGUGCCAUAUUGCCCAUGGAAACCCAUCAAAGGUAUUUAAUAAUGGGUUUGCUGCUGAGAAUGCAUGCUAUAUUCCUAAUUAAUUUAACAUAAUACAGUUUAUUUAUUAAUAGUUAGAAUUUAUAAUUCAAAUAAUUGAAAGCUUAUAAGCAUUACAUAUUUACACUAUACACAUUAUUUUAGAAUUUUAAAAGUGGAGAAUUCUCUCAAGCCAAUUCAAAACUGUUGAGCUGACAUCUCAAACAUUUCAUGAUGUCAUGGUUAUAAUAUUCUAAAUGAUAUUUUGUGUAAGUUUUGUUUGCCAACUGUAAAUGUUGAGAACUUCAUUUGAAUCCUACAUUCCGAUCAUCAUGGAGAAAUUGAUAAAUGGUGCUAAUCUUGCUUCUUCAAGCACUUUGAACGAUGAACAGAAUGUGUUUUCCUCUCUGAUAUUUCAGUUGGCCUAACUUGAAUCCAAUGUAUCAAUAAACGAUUAAAAUUGCUAUUCACUGGAAUAAAGAUAUUAAAUAUUUAUGUUUUAGUCAUUUCAAGGAAUGACCAGGGUCGCUAAGACAUUUUAUACUAGUUAGUUGCAAUUUUUGCAUAAGGAUUGAGAUUGUUUUAACUUUUUGUGUAGAAUCUAGUCCAUUAAAAGUUUUCAAUGCACAAGAUCUAAUGUUCACAUUCGUCUUAAUUGAAAUUGAUGUCUAUGAAUAUCUACUAAUGAAAGGUUUUUGAAAACUGUUGCUAUGUGUCUGUUUGCUAGAAGUAUAUUUUGCCUCUGUGGUUGCUUUUCUUAACUUAAUUCGGUCAGAAGUUUAGAUUGACAUCUUAUUUUAGUAAUUUUAACCAAAGUUAAACACACUGUUCUAAUUUUCACGCUCAAACCUCUUUUCAUCUUUUAAUCCAUUAUGUUUUGUGAUAUAUUUUUGCAUUUUCAAUGUUUAUUGUAUUGUUGGCGUACUUUCAUCUUCAUAAUCAUUGUAAUGUUGAUAUGUAAAGCACAUUUUUAUUUAAUUUUACAUUGAGAUGUAUUAUUAUUUAAUUGUACAAAUAUACAUGUGAGCAUUUAUAUCUAUUAUCCUUAUAGAUAGAGGGAUAAAUGUAUUAUACUUUUAAUAGAAGUUUUCCUUAUUGACAGAGGGUUUGUAUUGUAUUUUUAACAUUUUAGGAAUUGUACUGUUCUUUCAGAUAUGCAUGUUUUUCAUGUUUGUAUAUUUGUUUUGUGAAGAUAUUGUGAUCUGUAUAUGAUUGAAGACGAUUAAAAAAUACAAAAUACC